UAUUUAUCCAAAAUCAUAACAAUGAAGUCUUAUGUUAUUGAUGAAGGGGAUAUGCAAGCUGAAAAUUAACCAGGGUUAAUUACUAUUGUAGUUAAAAUAAGUGGUAUCGUUUACUCGAAUGUGACAAGCUUAAAAAUGGAUCCAUAAAUUCCAUUUAACUUAUUUUGUAAUUUAAUAAAGGAGACGAUGUUCUCUUCAAUUGAUUAAAGUAUUAAGUAUUAAUAAAAUGUUAGAGAAUGCCGAUACAAAUUUUGAAUACUUUAAAUAGGGCGAAGUAAUUCUAGAGAGAGAGCAAAGAAGUUUAUUAGAUUUGGGAUUCAAAAGUAGAGAUGUUUUGGAAAUUAAAUUUAAAUUGAAGGGUGGCUGA
Molecule: messenger RNA, 367 nt
Organism: Paramecium octaurelia
Lineage: Eukaryota; Ciliophora; Oligohymenophorea; Peniculida; Parameciidae
Source: the annotation of a GenBank genome assembly